This is a messenger RNA of Staurois parvus, 378 nucleotides long. Lineage: Eukaryota; Metazoa; Chordata; Amphibia; Anura; Ranidae. The record is from the annotation of a GenBank genome assembly.
CACUGAUGAUCAGUGUGCCCUGAUGAUCAGUGUAGCCCCAGCAGUGCCACCUGUCAGUGCUCAUCAAUGCCACCUGCCAGUGCCCAUCAGUGCCUCAUCAAUGCCACAUUAAUGCCACAUAUCAGUGUCCAUCUCAGCUGCCUUUCAGUGCCACCUAUCAGUGCCACCUAUCAAUGCUGCCAAUCAGUGCCACCUAUCAGUGCCACAUUUCAGUGACCAUCAGUGAUGCCUGUUAAUGCCCAUCAGUGCCACCUACCAGUACCUCCUCAUCAGUGCCCAUCAGUGCCACCUAUCAGUGCAGUCUAUCAGUGCCCAUCCCUGCAGCCUCAUUUGCGCACAUCAGUGAAGGAGAAAAAUCACUUAUUUACAAAAUGUUAU